CCCGGGCGCAGGCCGGGAGCGGCUCCGGGAGCGGCUCCGGGAGCGGCACCGGGAGCGGCUCCGGGAGCGGCUCCAGGCCCGGGCGGCGGCGCGGGAGGAGCGGAGCGGGGGCGCAGCCGCCGCGGGAGCGCGGCCGCCGCUCGGCGCAGCCCGGCCCGGCCCCCGCACAUCCGGGCGCUCCCGCAGGCCCGUCCCGGGCGGUCCCGGGCGGCUCGGCCCGGCGGCCCGGCGCGGCCCGGCGCGAUGCUGCGCUGCAUGCCGCCGCUCUGGCGCUGCAACCGGCACGUGGAGGCGCUGGACCGGCGGCACUGCUCGCUGCAGGCCGUGCCCGAGGAGAUCUAUCGCUACAGCCGCUCGCUCGAGGAGCUGCUGCUGGACGCCAACCAGCUCCGCGAGCUGCCCAAGCCUUUCUUCAGGCUCCUGAACCUGCGCAAGCUGGGCCUGAGCGACAAUGAGAUCCAGAGGCUUCCCCCCGAGGUGGCCAACUUCAUGCAGCUGGUGGAGCUGGACAUCUCCCGCAACGACAUUCCAGAAAUUCCUGAAAGCAUCAAAUUCUGCAAAUCCCUGGAAAUCGCAGACUUCAGUGGGAAUCCUCUCUCCAGGCUUCCUGAGGGCUUCACCCAGCUCCGGAGCCUGGGCCACUUGGCCUUGAAUGAUGUGUCCCUGCAGAGCCUCCCCACUGACAUUGGGAAUUUGGCAAACCUGGUGACUUUGGAGCUACGUGAGAACCUGCUAAAGACUCUCCCCACUUCACUCUCCUUCCUUGUCAAGUUAGAGCAGUUGGAUCUCGGUGGCAAUGACCUGGAAGUACUGCCGGACACUCUGGGCGCGCUCCCGAACCUGCGCGAGCUCUGGCUGGACCGGAACCAGCUCUCGGCCCUGCCUCCGGAGCUGGGCAACCUCCGCCGACUGGUCUGUCUGGAUGUGUCGGAGAACAAGCUGGAGCAGCUGCCCAACGAGGUCAGCGGGCUGGUGGCACUGACGGACCUGCUGCUGUCACAGAACCUGCUGGAAUGCAUUCCGGAUGGGAUCGGUCAGCUGAAGCAGCUCUCCAUCCUCAAGGUGGACCAGAACCGGCUGACAGACGUGACGGAGUCAAUUGGGGACUGUGAAAAUCUGUCAGAGCUCAUCUUGACCGAGAACAUGCUGACGGCCUUGCCCAAGUCUCUGGGCAAACUGGCCAAGCUGACGAACCUGAACGUGGACCGGAACCGCCUGACGGCGCUGCCGGCGGAGAUCGGGGGCUGUGCCAACCUCAACGUGCUGUCCCUGCGCGACAACCGCCUGGCACUGCUGCCCCCCGAGCUGGCCAACACCACCGAGCUCCACGUCCUGGACGUGGCUGGGAACAGGCUGCAGAACCUGCCCUUUGCUUUGACAAAUCUUAACCUGAAAGCCCUGUGGCUGGCAGAAAACCAGUCCCAGCCCAUGCUGAAAUUCCAAACCGAGGAUGAUGAAAAGACAGGAGAAAAGGUUCUCACUUGCUACCUUCUCCCUCAGCAGCCCUCUCCCAGCCUGGAGAACCUCCUGCAGAACAGUGUGGAUGAAAGCUGGACAGACACCAACUUAAACAGAGUCAGUGUCAUCCAGUUCCUGGACGAACCCAAAGGAGAUGAUGAGGAGGAGUCUGGAGCUGAGAGGAGGGGCCUGCAGCGCCGAGCCACCCCUCACCCCAGCGAGCUGAAGGUGAUGAAGAAGGUGAUCGAAGUUCGGCGUAACGAGGUGAACGCCGCGAAGGCCGACGCCGACCUCAACUCUCCGAACUCAGAAGAGAAGAGGCUGAGUGCCACGUCGAACCGCAGCGAGGACUCGCACGUGUCCACCAGCACUGCCUCUGCAGACUGCAGGGCAGAGGAGGGGGACCGGGGCUGGCCCAACGGGCAGGUGCCCAACGUGCUGGAGAAGGAGGCAAAGCCCAGAGCAGAAGAGGAGCAUAAGGAAGCUGCUGGCCAGGAGGAGGAAGAUGUGGAAGUGGAAUACAAUGAGCCCACUGUCCACUUUGCUGAGGACACACUGAUACGGAGUGAGGAUGAGGACGAGGAUGAAGAGCGACCAUUCCCAGUGGAGAAGCAGAGGCUCAUCCGCAAGGACACGCCCCAUUAUAAGAAACACUUCAAGAUCACUAAACUGCCCAAGCCAGAGGCAGUGGUGGCACUUCUGCAGGGGCUGAACAGCGAGGGGGUCCCUAAAGAGGAGGAGGAGUUGGGAGGCUGCAAUAACAACACAGAGCCCGAGGAACAGGAGGAAGCGUGGGAUGAGGAUGACAGGAAGAAUGGAGCUCUGUCUGCUCAGCCCUCCGUGAAGGGGGUGUCGUUUGAUCAAGCCAAUAAUCUGCUGAUUGAACCUGCUCGCAUUGAGGAGGAAGAGCUGACACUGACCAUCGUGCGGCAGACGGGGGGGCUGGGCAUCAGCAUCGCGGGGGGCAAGGGCUCCACCCCCUAUAAGGGGGACGAUGAGGGCAUCUUUAUUUCCCGUGUGUCCGAAGAGGGUCCUGCGGCUCGCGCAGGGGUCCGCGUUGGGGACAAGCUUCUGGAGGUGAACGGCGUGUCCCUGCACUGUGCUGAGCACCACGUGGCCGUGGAGGCGCUGCGGGGCUCGGGAAGCUCCGUGUCCAUGACGGUGCUGCGGGAGCGGAUGGUGGAGCCGGAGAACGCCAUCACCGUCACCCCGCUGCGCCCCGAGGACGACUACAGCCCCCGGGAGCGGCGCGGGGGGCUGCGCUUCCCCGAGCGCCCCGAGGGAGCCCCUGCCACCGAGAGAUAUUCCACCUGCCUCAUGCGCAACGAGAAGGGCCUGGGCUUCAGCAUCGCCGGCGGCAAGGGCUCCACUCCCUACCGGGCUGGGGACACGGGGAUCUUCAUCUCCCGGAUCGCAGAGGGUGGUGCAGCCCACCGGGACGGAAUCCUGCACGUCGGAGACCGGGUCAUCUCGAUCAAUGGGGUAGACAUGACAGAAGCCAGGCAUGAUCAGGCCGUAGCGCUGCUUACCGCGGCCUCCCCCACCAUCGUGCUGCUGGUAGAGAGAGAGGGCUCGGAGCAGCCCGGCGAGGGAGCCGCGCCCCGCGGGCGCAUGCACUCCCCCCCGCCGCCCCCCGGGCCCGGGGACAGCCCGCCCCAGGAGACCCCCGCGCCGCAGAGGAACCACCUCUCCAGAGGGCUGGAGGAUCAGUACCCCAUCGAGGAGAUCCAUCUGGUGAAAGCGGGUGGUCCCCUGGGCCUCAGCAUCGUUGGAGGCAGUGACCAUUCCAGCCAUCCCUUUGGGAUUCAUGAGCCAGGGGUCUUCAUCUCCAAGGUCAUUCCCCGGGGGCUGGCGUCGCGCAGCGGGCUCCGCGUGGGGGACAGGAUCCUGGAGGUGAACGGCAUCGACCUGCGCCACGCCACCCACCAGGAAGCGGUGAACGCGCUGCUCUCCAACGCCCAGGAGCUCUCCAUGCUGGUGCGGAGGGACCCGCCUCCGCCGGGCAUGCAGGAAAUAUGCAUUGAAAAGGCUCCAGGAGAGAAGCUGGGCAUCAGCAUCCGGGGUGGAGCCAAGGGCCAUGCUGGCAAUCCGUUUGAUCCCACCGACGAAGGCAUCUUCAUUUCCAAGGUGAGCUCCUCGGGGGCUGCGGCCCGGGACGGCCGCCUGAGGGUGGGGCUGCGGAUCCUGGAGGUGAACCACCAGAGCCUGCUGGGGAUGACGCACACGGAGGCGGUGCAGAUCCUCCGGGGGGUGGGCGACGCGCUGCUCGUGCUGGUGUGCGACGGCUUCGACCCCAAGGCUGCAGCUGCCAUCGAGAUGUCCCCAGGAAUCAUCGCAAACCCUUUUGCUGCUGGCAUCGGGCGCAAGAACAGCCUGGAGAGCAUCUCCUCCAUUGACCGGGAUUUGAGCCCUGAGGAACUGGAGAUCCUGCAGAAGGAGAUGGAAAUGGUGAGAGAAGCAACUCAGUGGGAGAGAGAAGAAAUGGAGAAAGUGGAGCGGAUGCGUAGGGAGCGGGAGGCAGCCACGCAGCAGCUUGAGGAGGAGGUGGAGAGCAUCCCCAGUGAACCCCUGCGCCUGGACUACCGGACCCUGGCAGCGCUGCCCAGCAGUGGCCUGCAGAGAGGCAACCGUGCUCCUGUUCAGUGUACUAAGCCCAGCUCCAGCAUGGAGGGUGACUGCACGGUGCUGUCCCUGCCCCUGGCACGGGACAGCCGGGAAGCGUCCCCGGACCCAGCAGUGGGUGCGACCAGCAGCAGCGUGGCUGGGCCCCCUCAGCACCCCAGGGGCACGACCAGCAGCAGCGUGGCUGGGCCCCCUCAGCAUCCCAGGGGCACGACCAGCAGCAGCGUGGCUGGGCCCCCUCAGCACCCCACGGGCACGACCAGCAGCAGCGUGGCUGGGCCCCCUCAGCACCCCACAGGCACGACCAGCAGCAGCAUGGCUGGGCCCCCUCAGCACCCCACGGGCACGACCAGCAGCAGCGUGGCUGGGCCCCCUCAGCACCCCGCGUCACCCCAGCAGCACACGAGCGGGGCAGAACAGCCCUGGAGAGACAAGCAGGACUCCACAGGGUGUCCCUUGUCCCAGGAGCAGCUUCCAGAGCCGCCCGAGCCAGAGUGUCUGAUCGACUCGCAGCCCAUCCCCUUCAGUGAGAACCCCUUUGUGGUGGCCAACCGCAGGGGCAAGGCCGCAGGCACAGCCAGCCUGGGAGGGCCUCCCCUGGGCUACGGCAGCGGGGGCGUGCUGAAGACCAACCUGUACUGCAAGGCUCCUGUGGGCGAGUCUGGGACAGGAAAUUCCAGGCGUGAAACCCCCUAUUCACCCAGUAAUCCACAGGUGCCCGCAGCCCCCCGGCCCCCUCACCUGGCCGGCAGGGAGACCCGCUUUGCUUCCAUUAACUUCAUUACGUCGCAGGAUGACAGUAAAUCAACCAAGCCCGGCGUCAUUCAGCCUCUGUCCCGCGUGCGACAAAGCGCUGCCUCACACACAGCAGAGGAGGGGGACAGCCCCAACCCCUUCCAGCAGCCCGAGCCAUGCUUCAGGAUCCACAACUCUCAAAAGCCACUGUCGCCACCCUCCCCUGACGAGGUGCCCAUCAAUGUCAAGCAGGCCUACAAGACCUUCGCAGCGGUGCCCCUGUCCCACCCGCUGCUCGGGACACAGGAAUUGUCAGGUCAGAGCAGCACGGAGAACACCAAAAUGGCCUCGGAGGAGGCCGUGCACAGGCCCGGGGGACAGCACAGCCCCGAGCAAAGGUCCUUCCGUGAGAGGCAGAAGUAUUUUGAGAUUGAAGUGAAACAGCAGCACCUGGACAAGCCUCCCAAGCGUGUGUCCUUGGUGGGGGAGGAUGACCUGAAGAAAAUGAAGGAGGAAGAAGCCCGCAAGCUGCAGCAGCAGCGAGCCCUUCUGUUGGAGGAGGAGGCCGAGGAGGAGGAGGAGGAGGUGAGGCAGGUGCCCGAGGCCGUGCAGUCCAGCAUCAUCAUCGAGGGUGUCGAGUACAAGGUCGAGAGGCUGAAUGGAAGGAGCAUCCAGGCUCCAGCAGCUCGGCCCUCGGAGCUCAGUGAGAACAGCAGCUUGCAGAGGAAUUCUCUGGAAGAGGGGAUCAAGCCUGAGCAGAGAACCAACUCCAUGUCAGGGCUGAGCCCGUUCCCGGGGGAUCCCGGCGCUCCGGUGCGGACGGCCAAGGCCGAGCGGCGGCACCAGGAGCGGCUGCGGAUGCAGAGCCCGGAGCUGCUGAGCGGGCAGGAGAAGGAGAAGGAGCUGUCUCCAGCGGAGCGCCGGGCACUGGAGGCUGAGAAGCGGGCUAUGUGGAGGGCAGCACGAUCCUCAGCUCUUGAAGACAGUAUUAAACAGUACGAGCAGGAUCUGGCCAGGAAGCUGUACCAGUCCCGGCAGUGGGCAUCUGCUCCCGGGGCCAGGCCAGCUCAGAUGUCUAGCCCAGUGCAGAGUCACGCCUCAAGAAUCCCUGGGUCAGGAGGCCAAUCCAGGAUGAAAUCACUGGAACAGGACGCUCUUAAAGCCCAAAUGGUUAUUGCCAAGUCCAAGGAGGGGAAGAAGCGCAGCACUCUGGAGCAGCUGGCAGAGUCACCGUCGCCCGCUCCGACGCCGUCCCCGACGCCGCUGGAAGAUUGCAGCCCCAGGAACGUCACCUCCCCGGGAAGGCUGUCCAUGUCUGAAAAGAAGUUUGACUACCGGGAAUUUGCUGCUAUUCCUUCCUCCAAACCUGUUUACGAAAUCCAGUCGCCUGAUGCAGCUGAUGACCUCAGAUACGUCGAGGACCGAAAUAAUUCAGUUCCCCGGGAGCAGGAUGGGCAGCCAGAGGAAGAGGACACGUUAGGAACACGGGAUCCAUCAGCACCAACUCCCUCAGCCCUGGAGGACAUGGCCCUGUACAGCAGCAAGCGCAAGCUCCGGCACAGCCGGCGCAGUCUGGAGACCGCUGUCCCCACGUAGGUGACCCGACACCCCGGGCGAUGGACGAGCCCGGCACAGCCCUUCCGAGCUCCCCGUGCUCCAGGGACAGCCCCGGGCUGCCACCCUGCCAGACUGGAUGGGACCUGACACCCCGGGAGCUCUGUGGCCAACUGACUCCUCCGAGGCUGUGAACCACCCUCGCUUCUCACCCGACAGCGCACUGGGCACGUCCCGAAACCGGGGCAGCACCGGACUGACUGCUGGAGAUGGAGAGGAGGGGUGGGCAGGACAGUGGGCAGCUCGUUAGCCUGUAAAUAUUGUGUGUGGGGAAGGGUAGGACAGGGAGAAUGUAGGAGUGUGAGAGUGUGUUGGGCUCCAGCUGUUACUGCCUCAACUUGGUUUUUGUAGUGGUUAAAAGGAGCUUUUCCUCUGGUGGGAAUCAGGAGGAAGGUCCAGCCUGCCUUUACUCCUGUUUAAUUUUCAGUUUUUUGCCAAAAAGCAUCUCCUCCCACCUCCUGCACUGUGUCACCUCACUUCCCUUUGGGACCGUGUGGGAAUGGGAAGCUUGGAGGCAAAAAAAAAAGGAAAUACAAAGGAAAAAAAACCUGCAGAAUUCCAGCAAAGUGCCUCCCUCUGCCACUGACACUCUGUGCUCAAGGAACAUGCCAAAGCCUGGGCCAGCUCUGUGCCACCUGCCUCUGUCCUGGUAGGACACUGCUCCUGCUGGGACUCUGUGCAGUCCUGGGGACAGGUCCUUCCCUGGAUGGACACGUCGCUGUGUCACACGUGGUGUGAGCAGCUCCACGAGCACACAAGUGUCAGAGGAGGCCAGGCUCUGUCUUCUGUAGCACUGGGGCUGAACUGGUGGACUGGGGCAGGAAUGGGACGGAGCCAACAGCUGUAGCAGGGGUUUAGGGGGGGUGUGACAGCAAUGGGGAGCAGGAUAGUUGGGGUAGGACACGGUGGCAGAGGUGGGAGGUGUGACAGCAGUACCUUAGUGGGUAGGAUUCAGAAACUGGGAAUGGGUAGGACGUGGCGUUGCUGGGGUCAAGUUGGGAAUUACGGGGUCUUACAGGUAGGAAAUGUGGUGGGGAGUCCGCAGUGUCCAUGGCUGGCCGCGAGGUGGAGUGGAGCGUCACAGGGUGCCUGGCCCGGGGCUGGCAGGGAGCACCAGGAGCACCACGGAGCAGGACGGGGCUGGCCUGUGCCUUGCAAUAACCACACAGUUCCACUUUGCCAGCCUGUUGGCUUCAGGCCCCUUUCCGUGGAGAACAGGGACAAUGAAUGUUUGCCCAUGCAAGAGGGAAAAAGGAAAAUGAGAAAUGAGCGGGGGUGCGAGUCCUGGGUGUGAGUUCUGGUUUCCACGUGUGGAACGAGGGCUGCGAGCAGGUUCUGUAUCACGUGAGCUCUGCAGAUGUGGAGGUCACAGCUGCUGCUCCCAGCUCUGCCAUCAACCUCUGCUGCCACUACUGAGGGGAAACAGCCCUUUUCUUUUUUUUUUUUUUCACUGCCUCUAACUGGGAGGAAGGUCCGAGCUUGGCCCGACCCCAUUCCCCAUCCAUUGGUGCUCUCUGACUCCCCAGCAAGACCAGGGUUGGACCUUGAGCCUGACAGUGGCUGGGCAGCGACAGGCACAUCUGCUUGUACAUUUGCUGAAGGAAAGAACUGGAUGCAGUUUUUCUGUUGAGCCUCUCCCUUCAUGCCAAAAUCCAGUGGAUCGUUUUAACUGGCACCGUAUGCUUUGAUUUUACAGAUCUGUGAAGGGGGAACUCUGAUAAUCUCUCACUGCAGCCAUGGCUGCUUCCAUCAUCAGCAAUUUGAGCUUUUCCUUUUUAAAUCUAAUUUUAGCAUUUGCUUUUUAACAACAGCAGUUUUGGAAACAAUCCUGGCUGGGUUUUGGUGACUAACUUGUGAUUCUUCUCUCCUUUCCCUGUGCGGUACCUGGUGCCAGGCUCUGGGUUCUUUCCCGUUCUCUCCCGAGAGACUCCAAGGGAAAAUUAGCGCAUCAAGACUGUAACUAGUGAAAUUUGUACAACCAAAGAAAUCUAUUUUGUGGUUCAAGGAUAAUAAAGUUUACUUUACAUUUUA
This is a messenger RNA of Pseudopipra pipra, 8460 nucleotides long. It is a transcript of the gene SCRIB, whose product is annotated as scribble planar cell polarity protein. Bases 244 to 6411 code for a protein of 2055 amino acids. Gene Ontology annotation, cellular component: postsynaptic density; adherens junction; basolateral plasma membrane. Lineage: Eukaryota; Metazoa; Chordata; Aves; Passeriformes; Pipridae. The record is from RefSeq and is a predicted model, not a curated record. Gene Ontology annotation, molecular function: protein binding. The transcript is spliced from 46 exons. Gene Ontology annotation, biological process: neurotransmitter receptor transport, endosome to postsynaptic membrane; establishment or maintenance of epithelial cell apical/basal polarity; receptor clustering.